Molecule: messenger RNA, 4777 nt
Organism: Silurus meridionalis
Lineage: Eukaryota; Metazoa; Chordata; Actinopteri; Siluriformes; Siluridae
Gene: zhx3b
Product: zinc fingers and homeoboxes 3b
Exons: 3
Coding region: 896-4258 (1120 amino acids)
Biological process (GO): regulation of transcription by RNA polymerase II
Cellular component (GO): nucleus
Molecular function (GO): DNA-binding transcription factor activity, RNA polymerase II-specific; DNA binding
Source: RefSeq, a predicted model, not a curated record
UCCGCUUCCAUCGUAACGGAUCGUGGCUCCCUUUCCGUCGUUCGUUUCCUAAUCCGCCGGAGUUGUAACUCGUUCCGAAAGAGGAUCAAAGAACUCGAGUAAGCUGAAGAACGGAAAUACACCGGCGCCGGCUCGUUCUCCGGGACUCGAAAUCUCUCUGCGUGGUCAUGUGAUCCGUUAGCCGGUUCUUGAUCUGAUUCCGGUCAAAAACGUCGCAGGAUUUCUCGGGUGGUUAUCGCGGACUCGCGUCGAAGGAGCAUCGGCCGCCGUCUUCCCACGUCUAAAAGAUUUCCUGGAUCGAGAAUGAAUCACAUAGACGACCGCUCGUACAGAAAGAACCGGAAAACUCUGAUAACUCGCGUCUAACGAAAGGAAUUCCGAAAUUAACGUUUAAACACAACGUGACAAAUUCUUACUGAUUCCAUCCUCAAAAUCCAUCCAUGUAAAAAAAACUAGUACCGGCGAAUCGACUCAUUCCUGCCGUUUCUUUUUUUUUUUUUUUUGUCCGUUUGCUAUCAGGAGCUGGUCAUUUUUUCUCUGGAAAAAGUUACUUCACCAUUUAUAGAAAAUUGUUCGCUAUAUAAUAGUAUCACGUAUAAACGUUUUUCCCUCCGACCUCCAUUCCAAAUGGACCUACUUGUUUUUUUUUUACCUCAUCUGGCGCUCAUAUCGUCACCGUGGAAACCACGAGCGUGUUCUUGUCCAGAAUGCAGCAGCAACUCGAACCGCCUGUUUGGUGAUGCCUUAAAUACAACUCCUACGUGCCCAUAAAGGAGGAGUGUACUGCUGUGACCUGACAGUCAUGUUCCACACUGGCCUGCUCUCCAUGUCGAGUUCAUAAAUUGGACUCCUAGUCAGAAAGAGGUAUUUUGGUGGAGCUACCAUAUCAAGAGCCAUGGCCAGCAAGAGGAAGUCCACGAUUCCUUGCAUGAUUCCAAUAAAGACUAUGCAUCUACAGGAUGACCUUGAGCAGGCUAGGCUUUCUCCCUCUGCCAAGGAAAGCGUUUUCUCCCACAAGCACGAGAUAACUGAAAAAGUCUUGCACAGAUUGUGUGAAUCGCCAGGCCAGGAAGCAAACAUUGCCCAAAAAGAUAACGGCACUUACACCUGCAGGCCAUGUAAUUUUGAAACCCAUGACCUGAACCUUUUCCUCGAUCACGUCUACAGCGGUCACCCAGAGUUCCGCACCGACCCUUGUUUUCUCUGCGUGGAUUGUGGGGUGAGUGCUGCAAAAUUCGAAGGUCUUGCCUUGCACAACGCCCGAGUGCAUCCCAGUACUGUCACCACUACACUACAGCUAAAGCGGAAGGAUAGGAAGGUCAUCGUGGAGCAGAGCAUCAUCGCUGGUCCUGGCGAAAGCACCAGCUUUAAGGACGCUGAGAUAUCGAUCACAAAGACGCCCAUUAUGAAAAUGCUCAAGGGGAAAACUGAGUCGAAGAGAAUCGUUGUUUCUCAUCCGACCGCAGACGAAACUGUGAAGCAAUCCGAGACCAGCGAUUCUCCUGCCAUCUCGGUGACCCAUGUUCCUACGAUUGUACAUAAUGGUGCGGCAAGCAAAGGCACUCUGCCGUCCGCAAUACAGAUCGUCAACGGCUCUGGAGCUCUUCCGAUGCUGAAGACGGCCAUCACCCAAGUCGUUUCCGUUGUACAGAACCGAAUCGUCAACCAGCAAUCAUCUUCAGCUCCUUUAUCCAGCUCUUCGACUUCUUCCUCGUCGAGCUCCAAAAACCUACCAAAGGUCAUGAUUCCUUUGAGCAGUAUUCCCACUUACAAUGCCUCCAUGGAUAACAGCAGCUUCCUGAAAACGUCCUUCAGCAAGUUUCCAUACCCAACCAAGGCAGAGCUAUGCUAUCUCACAGUAGUUACCAAGUACCCCGAAGAGCAGAUCAAAAUCUGGUUCACAGCUCAGAGGCUUAAACAAGGAAUUAGCUGGUCACCAGAAGAGAUCGAGGAUGCACGUCGGAAGAUGUUCAACACGAUCAUACAGACGGCACCCCCUGCUGGUCAGCAACGUCCAACUCCGCAUAGCGCUUCUCAGCAAACCAUUACUGUUCUACCGGCCUCCCUGGGUGCCUCCAACCUCCCUCACAUUUUACAAGGCAGCCUGGUCGGCCAAGGAGGUGUGAUUGUCACCCAACCCAUGAUCUCUAACGGGAUACAGGUCAGCAGCGCCCCAGUUGCCCUGGCUGUAACGCCAAAACCGCAGGCUGCCACGAAGCCCAUGAUGCAAGCAAAGCCUGCUGCCGCCCUGGUGGCUGAUAAGGGGCUUAACAUGGUGGUGGGAAGUGUCGGGAGCAGCAAUAGUGGAAACCUCACCAUCAGUAGUACUAGCAGCACUGGAGGCGGUGGUAUUAGCAGCAGCACCAUGAGCAGUAUUAUUAGUUGUGUUAGCACAAAUAGCAGUAGUGCGAGUAAUCACACUAGCGUGAUCAGCAUGGCUAAAAUGAAAAGCAACAGUAGUAGCAGUAAGAUCAGCACAUCUAGCACUAACAGCAGAAGCAGUACGCCUGUCGGCAGCAAUAGCAAAGCGGUUAACGAGAACAAAAACAGCACUAACGUUAGGAACACCAUAGCAAAAAGCGCUGAUAUCAAAGACAGCAGCGAUACUAAAGGGAACACUAAUGAAGGCAAAGGCAGUCGAAGCAAUAGCCCUAUUGUCACAGCCAGCUCCAGUCCAACUCCCACAAACACUAGUGACAGCAUCCCAAGCAAGCCAGAAUCUCCAUCGCCAGCAUCCGCAAACUCUCGUACUCUCGCCUCCGCGAGCUUCCUGGAUCCCAGCUUUUAUAAAGCGAAAAAAUCCCAGGAACAGCUUUCUGCCUUAAAAGAGAGCUUCCUCAUCAGCCAGUUCCCCAGUCAGGAGGAGGUGGACAGGCUCAUAAGUCUGACUGGUCUGACGGUUCGGGAGGUACGCAAAUGGUUCAGCGAUCGACGCUACCACUUUCGCAAUCACAAGGGCUCGAAGUCGAGCGCUGGUGGUCAAACUUCAAUGGCCAUUAGUUCUUCUGCCUCUAGUGCCUCCGGUGACAGUCUGGACAAUGCUGCGGCAACGGAAAGACCUAGAACCCCUCAACAACUCCCCCUGAGUCCCUCACGGCAACAGCAGACGACUCCGCCGACGCCGACCAGACGCCAACCUCGACCCCCGUCCCCAGACUUCACAGCAAUACGGUACAAAGAAAGGGAGCCCCAUCAAGUCCGUGCCCUCGAGGCAAGCUUUGCCCAGGAUUCCGAUCCGCCCGAGGAAGAGGUGGACAGGUUACGGGCAGAAACCAAGAUGACUCGACGCGAGAUUCAUGGCUGGUUUGCUGACCGGCGGAAGAGAGUGGCGGCUGAAAAGAAGAAGGAGGAGUUAGAGCGUGCCGAAAGGGAGGAAGUAGAAGAAGAGGAGGAGGCGGAGGAAGAACUUCCUGCAAAAGCAGUGGGUGAAAAGGAUAAAAUUGAGCCGGCAGAAGAAAAACAAGGUGAUGAGGAAUCGCUAGAAACAAACCAGCAGGUCAAGGAGGAUAUAUCUGGAACUGCGCCGAAGGUUAACCCGAUAAAGAUCAAUCUCAAAAUGCUGAAAGUGACCGAAGCGAACGGAAAAGGGGAAAUGGAAGGAAGUCCGCAACCUGAGACGACUAAAGUGCCUUCUCCUGUCUCUCAGACAUCUACCCCCACACCACCACCACCCCCCCAAACACCAAACCGGGGAAAGAAGACACCAGAGCAGCUUCACCUCCUUAAACAAGCCUUCGCUCGAACCCACUGGCCGAGCAGCCCUCAGUACAACGAGUUGAUCGCUAAAACCGGACUUCCACGUCCAGAGGUGGUGCGCUGGUUCGGAGACUGUCGCUACGUCCUAAAGAACGGUCAGCUCAAAUGGCUAGAGAGCUACCAGUCGAUGGUAGAAGAGGAGGACUUCAAGAAGGGCAACAUCACUGUCCUUCAGGAACAUUUAAACCUCUAUGGAGAUCUGGUGGAGAACCAGCUGGAGGAGCUCGCCCAGUCCGGUGGGUUAAGCGAGGAACUGGUCAGGAAAUGGUUCGCAAAACAAAUGAAAGCACACCCGCUGUCUGAGGACAAGAAAUCUGAAGAUGUGGAACCUUCAACCUGCACAACCCAAGGCAAAGCUGCUUUAAAAUCUCUUCAGGAAGGAGACGUGAAAGGGGAACCCAUGAAGCUGACCGUGACUGACCUUGGCAGUGAUGAAACCACGAAGAAGACAACUGGAGAAGACGUAUCCACCAGUGACGAGCAGCCAGAGUGUGACGAGUGAAGCGGCGGCGUCUGGGACCACGAGCAAACGUGUGUGUGUGUGUGUGUUGGAGAGAGAGACAGAGUGAGACACAGCUCGUCUUGUAGGAUGUCCACCACAGGAGGCCUUUAACUGGAGAAUUCUGAAGAAUCCAGCACUCGAUGUCCUUCUGUUUUUUUUUUUUUCUGUCACUUUUUUUUUUUUUUUUUUAACCCAACGAAAAAAAAGUGUCACAGGACAUUCUUUUAUUAAUAUUACGCCCCGUUUUUUAGGGCAAAAGGAACAUUUCAGCUCUGAGAAAAGACAGACAGAGGGUGAGGCUCUGAGACGUGUCCACGUGUCACGUGAUGGACUGUAUGGAAUCAUGUAGGUUUGAGGUACGCGUAAAAAAUUCAUACUGCACAUUUUUUUUAAUAAAGGGGAAAAAAAAACGACACGCCUAGAAGCCGUUUAACCGUAUUCUGUAGUUGGAGCAUCAUAUUGACUUUGUUGUACAUGUUUUUCCUGACAGCAGAAAUAAUAAAAAAAAAAAAGAAUAAA